Molecule: messenger RNA, 1916 nt
Organism: Drosophila ficusphila
Lineage: Eukaryota; Metazoa; Arthropoda; Insecta; Diptera; Drosophilidae
Gene: Cpr92F
Product: pupal cuticle protein
Exons: 2
Coding region: 170-1336 (388 amino acids)
Cellular component (GO): chitin-based extracellular matrix
Molecular function (GO): structural constituent of chitin-based larval cuticle
Source: RefSeq, a predicted model, not a curated record
UUCGUUAACAGUCCUAGUCGAGUUCUAGGAGGUUCAACCAGCGUCCAGCGUCCAGCGUCCAGCGACCAGUGCCUGUGUCGAGUCGUGUGUAGUUAGUUUCCCGCUCAUCCCCACCCAGUGUGUCCCUGCCACUCCUUUCUCGAAGCUUAAUCGUGUGAUCUAAGUAACAAUGAAGCCAUUCUUUAUUGCCGCAGCUCUGCUGGUCUCGACGGUGUCCGCCGGGUGGCACGGAGCCGUCUCCACACAGUACCAGCACCUGGACCCGCACAGCCACACCUACUCGUACGGAUACGCCGACCCCAACUCACAGAAGCACGAGACGCGCGGUCACGAUGGCACCACGCACGGCUCCUACUCCUACGUCGAUGGCCAUGGCCACGUGCAGUCGGUGUCCUACACCGCUGAUCCGCACCAUGGCUUCAAUGCCGUGGGCACCAACCUGCCACAGGCUCCCCACGCCCACGCCGCCCCCGUCUACGCUGCCGCCCACUCGCAUGGCGCCUAUGUUCCCUACGCCCAUGCCCACGGACCCAUCCACAUCCCGGUGCUGACCCACGGAGGAGUGCCAGUCGAUACUCCCGAGGUGCAGCAUGCCAAGGCCGCCCAUGCCGCCGCCCACGCAGCUGCCGCCCACAACGCCGGUGGUCACCACCUGUACAAGCGAUCGAUCUACGGAGGGGGUUGGGGAUACGGACAGGCCGCCCAUGUGCCGCUGACCCACGGUGGAGUGCCCGUUGACACGCCCGAUGUGCAGGCCGCCAAGGCCGAGCAUUAUGCCGCCCACGCCAAGGCCUUGGGUCAUGUGGCCCACGCCCAUGGAGCCCCAGUUGAGACACCGGAAGUGCAGCACGCCAAGGCCGCCCACUUUGCCGCUCAUGCCGCCGCCCGCACCGGACACCCCGUCGCCCCGAUCAGCCACGGUGGCUACCACGUGCCCGUGAUCCACAACGGAGUGCCCGUUGAUACGCCCGAGGUGCAGCACGCCAAGGCCGCCCACUAUGCCGCCCUCUCGCAGGCCUCCGCUCACGGAGGAGCCUCCCACGGAUCCUGGGACGAUGGUCGCUACGACGGCCGCUGGGAGUCGGGCAGCAGCAGCAGCCAUAGCAGCAGCCACAUUGGAUACGCCACUGGAUACGCGCACAAGGGACCCAUCCACAUCCCGGUAAUCCACAACGGAGUGCCCGUGGAGCCCGCCGAGGUGCAGCAUGCCCGUGCCGCGCAUCUGAGCGCCGUGGCUGCCGCCGGACACGGAACUCCGGUCAGUCAUGGUGGCUACUACGGUGGCAAUGGACACGAGGACGAUGGACAGUACCACGCGCACUACGACCACUACUAAGGUGGAUUAGGUGGACUUGGAUCCCAUGAGAAGAGGACCACUCCAUUCCGAUCGACGACGAGCAUCUCUACGUAAUCACUCUAACCGACUACCGAAGCCAACGUUGCGUAUGCGUAAUAAUGCCAGCGUGACCUUACAGCUGCCCUCCCAUCUGUCCAAUCUAUCUGUAUCUCUGUAUCUGUAUCUGUACUAUAUAUCUGUUUAUCUGUCCCAUCACUGUAACUAUCCUUCACUAUCUGAGAAACACACACACACGCACAAGCCACCGAACACACGGAAAACUGAAAGCGACUGCACACGGGAGAUUGAAGUUGGCCCGAAGGACAGCUUCCUUGCCCGCUGGGUUUCGAUUUGGAUUUACAUCAAGUCACAGCACACACAUACCCAACUACAUCUCUAUAUCCAAGCCUUUCUCCUUCUUUUUCCUCCUGUUUUUCCAUUCUGUCAAUCGAUUGAGAAACGCUGUACGAGUAUGUUGUAAAUAACUGUUGUAAUCUUUAUGUAUCUGACCAGAUAUAAAUCUAUAUUUUAUAUGAAACUGCAAACAGACAAAUAAACUGCAAAAAUGUAUUUGAUCACA